Parus major (Great Tit) is the source of this 1042-nucleotide messenger RNA. RefSeq names its product stathmin 4 (gene STMN4). Gene Ontology annotation, cellular component: cytoplasm; neuron projection. Lineage: Eukaryota; Metazoa; Chordata; Aves; Passeriformes; Paridae. The coding region runs from base 94 to 735 and encodes 213 amino acids. Gene Ontology annotation, biological process: regulation of microtubule polymerization or depolymerization; neuron projection development; microtubule depolymerization. The transcript has 5 exons. Gene Ontology annotation, molecular function: tubulin binding. The record is from RefSeq and is a predicted model, not a curated record.
UUCAUUCCCAUCCCCCCCACCCAGCUGAUCCCUUCCUUCCCUCCGCAGGCCCCGGGAUCGCUCUUCCUGCAGAAUUCCCAGGAUUUCCUCGCCAUGACUCUGGCCGCCUACAAGGAGAAGAUGAAGGAGCUGCCGCUCGUCUCACUCUUCUGCUCCUGCUUCCUGUCGGAUCCCCUCAACAAGCCCAGCUACGCCUACGAAGACACGGUGGACCUGACCUGGUGCGUCAUCUCCGACAUGGAGGUGAUCGAGCUCAACAAACGCACCUCGGGCCAAUCCUUCGAGGUCAUCCUCAAACCCCCCUCCUUCGACGGAAUUCCCGAAUUCAACGCCUCCCUCCCCCGCCGCCGCGACCCUUCCCUGGAGGAGAUCCAGAAAAAGCUGGAAGCGGCCGAGGAGAGGAGAAAGUACCAGGAGGCGGAGCUGCUGAAGCACCUGGCGGAAAAGCGGGAACACGAGCGGGAGGUGAUCCAGAAGGCCAUCGAGGAGAACAACAACUUCAUCAAGACGGCCAAGGAGAAGCUGGCGCACAAGAUGGAAUCCAACAAGGAGAACCGCGAGGCGCACCUGGCCGCCAUGCUGGAGCGCCUCCAGGAGAAGGUCUGUUCCCAACCUCCGCACGGAAAAUCCCACCACCCUCCUCACCACCUCCAGCUCCCUCCAAAACAUCCGGAGCCCGCCCGGUGCCCUUCUCCGAGCGCCUCCGUUGGGGCAGAGGCGGAGAGCGCCAGAUAAUGCCGGAAAAUCCCAGCUAAUCCCAGCUCCAGGGGGCUUCCCGGGACGUCUCCCUCGUAGCCGAGAGGGCGAGGACAAAGUGUCCCCAAGUGCCACCAGCAGCCCUUAAAGCCACCCCAGGGGAGGAGAGGACGGCGCCGAGCCGCCGCCGGCGUCCCUCGCCAUCAACCUCGUGCCUUCAACCCCCUCCGGAGCCACUGGGCCGUGGGGAUGCCGGAAUCCUGGAAUCCUGGAAUAACGCCUGUUCCCCCUCCUCCUCCUCCUCCUCCUCCUUCCCCCUUUCUCCUUCCCUUCCUCCUUCCCGAUC